Aspergillus melleus is the source of this 390-nucleotide messenger RNA. RefSeq lists its product as uncharacterized. The record is from RefSeq and is a predicted model, not a curated record. The coding region runs from base 1 to 390 and encodes 129 amino acids. The transcript has 2 exons. Lineage: Eukaryota; Fungi; Ascomycota; Eurotiomycetes; Eurotiales; Aspergillaceae.
AUGAAUUGGUUCCGUCGUAUCUGGCUAUGGCCCAGACGCAAACGGGUGCAUCGGACUGCUUCAGUUGAGGAUCAAGGUGACCUGCACGACGCCACGAUCGGCUACUUUGUCACAGUCUGUGUGGGUUCCCCCCAUAGGCAGGCCGCAGUGGAAGAUUCCAGCUUGAUGGGUGAUGAUACCCAAAAAGCCGCUGUCGAGAAUUCAAGAUGUGAGCGCUGCCAUGGCCGUCGUUCUACGAGUUAUCACUGCAGACACCGGGAAGCCUCAGUGCAGUACCAGCCGGUGGCAUAUGCUCACGGCGGCGCACUGGCUGUGCGGGCGCACGAAAGGCUCUACAGCAAGGGCCCUGGCUUCAAUCGACUGUGGAUUUACCGGCAGGCGGACGGGUGA